CACGACUAUGUCUUUCAUGAUGGUCCCGUAUCCUGUGGGCCCGCACAAGAAAUCCCUCCUAACUUGCCGGGCCCUUUCUAUAAUUGGUACGAUGGGCUAUCCUCGUCGCGGGUGAGAGACGCACAUGAUCUCGUCAAGGACGUCAUUGAAGACGAUGGCCCCUUUGACGGAGUCAUUGGCUUUAGUCAGGGAGCGUCGCUCGCCCUCUCAAUCCUCUACCACCAUGAGAUAUGUCAUCCCGACCGUCCGCCGCCGUUUCGCUUUGCGAUCUUCUUCUGCGCCGUGCUCUCCAUUUCGCCGGAUCCGAUGUUUAACGCGGACAUUGUUGCCAAGUACUCCCGGUACUAUAAACAGGUAAAGCAUGAUGAAGAGAGGGAGAAAGAUAAGGCAACAAUGGAGGAGCUCGGGCGAGGAGUUUUCCUCCAGGACGAUAAUAGAGCUGCCGCGACGCACAAGCUAUCGCGUCUCAAGAACCACCGCGCGAUUCUACUACUCCCAGGCCAAAAGGCAGCGCUAGUAAAGGAGAUACUCGCACUCGUCCGCCAACUGGUGGACAACAGCGCAGAACACGAUCAUGCAGCGAAAACGCAAUGGAAUACCCGCGGCGGGGUGGAGGGCUUCCCGCGCGUGUAUCACCCCUUGGUCAACAUGCAGCGGAUAUCCAUUCCGACUGUCCACAUCAUCGGCCGGUCAGACCCGCUGCGGCCGCAUAGUGAGUUGCAGGCGAGGCUUUGCAGUAAGGGAUUGACUCGCGUUGUGGAGUUUGAGGGCGUGCAUAAGGUGCCUCAUCGGAUGAAUGACGUGCAGGCGGUGCUGAAGGCUGUUGAGUGGGCUAUGCGGAUGGCGCAG
Aspergillus homomorphus CBS 101889 is the source of this 849-nucleotide messenger RNA. RefSeq lists its product as uncharacterized. The record is from RefSeq and is a predicted model, not a curated record. The transcript has 2 exons. Gene Ontology annotation, cellular component: nucleus; cytoplasm. Lineage: Eukaryota; Fungi; Ascomycota; Eurotiomycetes; Eurotiales; Aspergillaceae. The annotation marks the transcript as partial.